Messenger RNA from Xenopus laevis (African clawed frog), 1644 nucleotides. It is a transcript of the gene luzp2.S, whose product is annotated as leucine zipper protein 2-like. The coding region runs from base 431 to 1354 and encodes 307 amino acids. NCBI's taxonomy places the organism in Eukaryota, Metazoa, Chordata, Amphibia, Anura, Pipidae. The record is from RefSeq and is a predicted model, not a curated record. The transcript has 13 exons.
AGAGUUACUGUGUUGAAUAAUCACAGACUAUCAGGCAGGAGGCUUAUAGCAGCAGCAGCAGCAGGUCCAUUGCCUGUGACAUCACUCUUGGAGCUCAGACCCAGCUCAGAGUUGCUUUCAUUAGGCAGUCCGUCCGUCUGUCUGCAUUCCCUACAUCUGCAUCUCUGCACAGGAGCAGCCUGCCUCGAGGAAGGGCUUUUGCAAUACCAAGGGAAAUACACAAGCACAAUCCAGGGACGCUGCAAUAUGAAAUUCAUCAGUGCCGGGUACUUGCUGUGCCUUUUCCCAGCGCUGGCUUUCAGCAGCACCAGAUGUAGGAUGAAGAUACGGAUCACUGACCACAGCUGAGAGGUCAUAACCAAAGAGAAGGCAAUAUUUGAUAUGGAGACAGGGUAAAGACGAUUUGGAAAAGCAGCUAAAAGAAGUUUUCAUGGAAAGAAGUAGCAUUCUUCGACAACUGUCAAAAACAUCACGAGAACUAGAAGGGAUCAAAGGAAACCUCCAGUAUUUGAAAAAGAAUGAGGCUUCUGCCAAAAGUGACGUACAGAAACUACUGGAAUUAGAAGAAAAACAAAGGAACGAGAUGAAAUCUCUCCAGGAAGCAUUUACAAAACAACUUAAUGAGGCAACGGAAAGAGCGGAGAAACAGCAGGCCACCAUUAAUUUCUUAAAAACGGAAAUGGAGAGGAAGAGUAAAAUGAUCCGAGAUCUCCAAAAUGAGAAUAAAAGCUUGAAAAACAAACUGUUAUCAGGGAACAAGCUUUGUGGUCUUCGCGCAGAGGAGUCUAAAAGGAUCCAAGCUCAGCUGAAGGAACUCCGAUUUGGGAAGACGGAUUUAGUAUCUAAGGCGCAACAACUCACUGAUCUGGAGCAAAAAUUAACCGUAGCAAAAGAAGAUAUGGAAAAAGCUUCCCUUGAUAAGGAGUCACAGCUGAAGGCAUUAAAAGAGACAGUUUCACUCUGCCUGUCUUCUGUCCUGCGCAAUCAAGCUCCUCCCACACGCAUGUUCCCUUCAAAGCUAAGGGAGAGGCCAGCAACAUCAGCAACAAAUACUUCAAAAGUGCCAUUAGAAACAAAACCAGAGAUCCCAAGAAGUGUUUCAUUUAAUACAAGCUCAAAUUCCAGCGAACUGUCAAGGAAAGAUUACAAACACGACAAGAACUGCAACUCACACAAUGCUGGACAGAUAUGCAGAUUACAUCAUAACUCAACGCUAACAAACAAGAGUGUGGAAUUAGAACCAGGAAUUCAGCAAUUGCACGGACCACCUUGGCUUCAUCCAGAAGAAACGUCAAGAGAAGAGCACAAUAUUAGUGAGGGAAAUAUGAACAUUACCAGUGAAAAAACUCUGUAAAAUAAAAUUUCCAAAAGUUUCUAAUUUACAGUCGUCUUCAACUUCCUCGGAAUUCAGAAAGCAUGAAGAUGCACUACAUUUCUAAAGCAUGUCAUUUUCCACUAAUUUAUGAAUGUUUGUAAACUAGUCCUGGAAAAGUUGAAAUUAUAAUAGAUUUGUAAAUAUGUUUUAGCAAUAACCAGAUGGCAUUGGAUGUUUGAACAACUGCUUUGUAAGAGUGGAUGUAUUGAACAUGUUGUAAUAGAUUGUUUUUUUCUUUUUUUGCUUAUUAUAAAUCUCUGUUUUCUACA